Messenger RNA from Dendroctonus ponderosae (mountain pine beetle), 775 nucleotides. RefSeq lists its product as uncharacterized. The transcript has a single exon. The record is from RefSeq and is a predicted model, not a curated record. NCBI's taxonomy places the organism in Eukaryota, Metazoa, Arthropoda, Insecta, Coleoptera, Curculionidae. Bases 119 to 736 code for a protein of 205 amino acids.
GAAUUGAAUGACUGUGAAAAUUCCCGCAAGUGCAAGUGUUCGAGUUGUAGUCAUCCGAGUGAUAAGUGCGUAUCGAGUGAAUUCGAACUGACACUUUUGGCGACAUUAGUGCUUCAAGAUGUAUCACAAUCCGCUUCAGCAGCCAGUGUCGGAGGGUUAUUUUCCGACGAAUUUUCGCGUUUUUGAUGGGCGCAUGCAUAUGGGGCUUCAUCACAUGGCCAGCAACGAAAUGAGCCAUGUGAGCAACGGUAAUGUUCAGCCAAACUUUGGUUUUCCGAACGAAGACCUUUACUAUUCAGGCCAACAGCACUUUGCCCACACGGUGCCUCAUAUCUCCUCCGUUGGCAGUUUCGAGCAAGAAUAUGCCUCGGAGGGCAGCCAAGGAUCGUUGUCGCCUCAACAACCGAUCCAGUCGCAACAGACCAAUCUGAGUCCUUCCCCUAAUAACAAUACAAGUGCGUAUAGUGCAAGUGGUGUCGUUCUCCAGAAUAGUACGCCGUCGUCUCCAAAUCCUUCAAAGCCUCCACAAUAUCCCUCAACGGGAGCACCACCCUUCUUGCGGUGUUAUCCUCUAACACCGAAUGUGAGUCAACACGAAUGCACCCAACCGCAUAUUCCGCCCAGUUCCCGCUCGGGAGCCACUAGGAGUCCCUACGAAUGGAUCAGAAGACCCACGUAUCAGAACCAACCUAAUCCUGGUAAGCAGUGCUUAAACCCACUUGUUUCUUAUGCUUGAAUUGAAGUUAGUAGCCAAUGAAUAGUAGAAUACGGUACA